Molecule: messenger RNA, 2686 nt
Organism: Calliphora vicina (urban bluebottle blowfly)
Lineage: Eukaryota; Metazoa; Arthropoda; Insecta; Diptera; Calliphoridae
Product: spondin-1
Exons: 7
Coding region: 26-2515 (829 amino acids)
Biological process (GO): cell adhesion
Cellular component (GO): extracellular matrix
Molecular function (GO): serine-type endopeptidase inhibitor activity
Source: RefSeq, a predicted model, not a curated record
AAAGCAACUAUAAAGAUCACUUAAAAUGAAGUGGACGGAAAUUUUAUUUAUUUUAUUAUUCACAAUACCCGAAAAUGUAUUUACACGUCGUUGCAGUCGCUAUCCUUCGAAUACUUUUACGCCCAAGUCACCGGUCGAUGAAAAUUUCGUUAUAUCCAUAACGGGAAAUCCACAAACGUAUAUAUUGGGUCAGAGUUAUAAUGUUUCCUUAAACGCUUACAAUGGUCAUCGCUUUAUAAGUGCUAAACUUGUGUUGGAAACUGAAAAUGGUGAUAAGCCUAUUAAUGGAGAUUUGGGCCAUUUUGAGAUGGUCGAUCCGGUGGAAACACGCUUUAGCCAACAGUGCGUUAAUAUGAUAGAGAGUACCAAUACUAAUCCCAAAACUAGAUUGGAUCUAGUGUGGAUAGCUCCCGAAGAACCCGGAAAUGGUUGUGUUCUUAUACGAGCCACGGUUUUGCAACAUCGUGAUGUGUGGUUUAUGGAUGAUGGUGGUUUAACGAAACGUAUUUGCGAGGAGGUGGUGGAUGAUGUGGAGAGUCAGAAGAAGGAUUUAGAGGAGAGACCUUGCUGUGCCUGUGAUGAGGCUAGAUAUGAGCUUACCUUUGAAGGCCUUUGGUCACGCAAUCUACAUCCCAAAGAUUUUCCCACCCGCGGCUGGCUAACCAGAUUUACCGAUAUUCUAGGAGCCGCCCAUACUUCCGAUUAUCGCUUUUGGGAUAAGGGCAUUUUGGCUUCCCCUGAAAUGCAAGAGUUUGCCGAGCAUGGUUCUUCCAGGGGAUUGGAAAGAGAAUUUAAUCAAUAUUUUAAGGAAGGUAAAAUACGCACUAUCAUCAAGUCUAGAGGCCCAGCCUUUCCUUAUUUAAAUAGUCCUUCGGUGGCCUCGGUACGUGUCGAUCCUAUGCAUCAUCAGGUAUCGAUUGCUUCGAAAAUUAUGCCCUCACCGGAUUGGAUAGUGGGUGUACCUGGUUUGGAGUUGUGUUUAAGCAAUUGCACUUGGUUGGAGGAGAAGGUUAUCAAUUUAUAUCCCUGGGAUAUUGGCACAGAUGCGGGUCCUUCAUAUACAUCUCCCGAUCAACCACAAUUUCCCGCCGAUGUUAUAAGACGCAUGAGCUCUGAUUAUCCUCCAGAUCCACGUUCACCCUUUUUUGAUGAAACACAUGCACCCAUGAAACCCUUGGCCACCUUGACCAUAAAAAGGCAACGUCUGUACGAAAGAAAAUGCGAAGAAGAAGAUUCUAACAAUACAGAUGAUAUACCCCGAGAAUGUUUCACUCAUCCCUGGUCGGCCUGGAGUGAUUGUACAGCUGAGUGUGGUGAAGGUCGCAAAUACCGUACACGUGUCUACAAACAAGCCGAUGUGGCUAAAAUCUACAACUGUGAUGUAAUGGUGAAAAGGAGACAAGAUAGUCCUUGUCAGGGUCAAAAAUGUGCGGGAAUGCAAAGCGGUUUUGGUUAUCCAAACUAUGAUGAAGAGGGCGAUAUGUUUGAUGUUGGCAUGCCACAAAUGCCAAUAAAAUCGGCAAAAACCAGAGCCGAAUGUGUGGUAGGAAACUGGUCGCCUUGGUCUCAGUGUAAUGUUACCUGCGGUGAGGGUAUGCGGGAACGAUCGAGGGAAUAUGUUAAUCCCUAUAAUGAAAGAGAGUGUCAGGAUGUUUUCUAUCUUAAACUAAAAGAAUAUAAAAAAUGUCAAGGCCUUACUUGCUUGGGUCAUAUAGCAAAUCCCCCCCUUAAUGCCAAUGAAGAAUAUGCUGCUGAGAAUAUAGAUUUUGAUAGUAAUUCCCAGCAAUAUAACACUGGAUUUCGUGUAGCUAACAAACCCUAUGAACCAAUUGACAGUAAUUCUCAGCAAUAUAACACUGGAUUUCGUGUAGCUAACAGACCCUAUCAACCUAUUGAUACUGCCCCAGAUUACACAGUUCGAAGAGGUCUGACAAACGAUUUAUACAGCAAACCGGGCAGAUCGCAGCAAUAUAUGACAAAAUCCCGUCAGCCUUUAGAUCCUGACUAUACAGACAACACUGAUGAAAAUCAACAGCCACAAUAUAAUUUCCAGACAGAGGAUUUAAAACAGGAUCCAAUUGAAGAAGAUCUCACUAAUAAACCUAAGAACAAUUAUGCAAACUCAAGAACAAGGGAGUCAGUGAACCAAAGAUCUACUUAUCACAAAUUAAAUCAAAUGCAAACAAAUUAUGCCUUACAGAAUCAGCGCCUUUUUAAACCACCUCCCGAAUAUUGUUAUCAACCUUUAAAUAUAAUACGCGGUUGCAUAGAUCAGCGUGUCGUUGGAAAUUUCUGGUUCUACAACUACUGCACGGAUGAAUGUAUGCUGUUUGCUACGGAUAUCUGCGAUAAUAAUCGCAAUAAGUUCCUCUCACUGGAAAAGUGUGAAGAGCAUUGUGCCGCGCCCAUGCGGAGUGUGGGACAAUUUCUGAGACAGAAACAAGCUCAAGGAUGUCGGGCAGCUCAACAUAAUGAUAGUAAUUUUAAGAAGAGAAGAGAUUAUUAUAAUGUUUAGUGUUUAGUAGAGGCACUUUAUCAGUUGUUUUAUAUUUUUGUUUUUUUAGUUUAAGUUUGUUAUAAUUAUACGCUCUUUUGUUUGAUAACGAGGGAUCAUUUAUAAUUAAGUUUUGUUGUAAAUUAUUUGUGAAAUAAAUAAAUUAUUGGUUAUAUUUUUUUUGUUAAAUAA